CGCACGCCGACCGCGUUAGGUGCGUGUCUUCAUUGCAGCGUGUGAGCGCGAUUCCCACAAGUAUCGACGGGCUGCUAAUGGGCUGGUCGUUGAAGAGACGUCAGUCUUACCUUGACCAAAAACGUACCAUAUAAGCCCAACGGCACCGCCUAAUUAGUUUCUGACUGUCAUCGGUGUCUUUUGGUCGGUCGACAAAGAGCGUUCGUUGGACGUGCUUGUCCUAGCACGUAACAACGUCUAGCCGACUGGAGCAGCAAUGCUACAUGUCAUACAUAGAUAGCUGAAGCGCGGUAUCAUCCGGCGAGGUACGGGGCUAUUUUGCAACGUAUGCAACCGAUUGGACCGGAAACGAGAAGCAGUUGGACUCGGGAAACGAGCGCGAACUUCACCCAUUCAACUCUCGGACGCACUGGCUCUGGGGACCUGUGGGGACAUCGUGUUGGUGUUGUGAUGGGGUGUGGGUGCUCGACGCACAAAAGGCGUGUCGCUGCUGCAAAAAAGGAGGACCAAGGAACCAGUGUGCAAACGGUCGGUACGUUCACCCCAACAACUCCAAAGGCAAGCCCUCACGCAAACAAACCCACUCCAGCACCAUCACCACCGAAGCAACAGCGUGAGUUCCUGAAGGGGAUGUCACCGUCGUCAUCCUUCGGGGGGGACACGUUGGGACCAUCCCCGGUGACUCCGGAAUCGGCGAAUGUGUUAGCCGCCACUGGCACACCGCCACCGACCGUAUCGCACGAAAAGGGGAGCGAUACUGCACCAGAAAGCGACGUUGCUGUAACGCUAGUGGGGGUGGCGUCUUCAAACAGUGAUCACCGAUUGGGUGAAGCUGAGACAGGCGCGAUCAAGGAUGAGACCGAGAAAGAAGAGGGACGCAUGUCGAGAAAGAGGUCUAUCAAGUUGGUAUCACAGCCUGGAGAGCCUCAGGUCCGGCUUCCAAGACUCUCCAACCAAGACAGCUUGCCGCAAAUAGUGCCGACAACCAGAGGUUCUGCCGAUCUUCUUGGCAUACUCAGCAGAGGAAACACGCUCGGGCCGGGUCUCGACACCGCUUUUCGGGAAGAUCCUACAUACAUUGUGGUCCCUACCGAGGCCGCCACCGCCGUUGCCGCCCACGAUAGCGGGGCCAUUAGCAGCAGCGACAAGCGCAGCGAGGAUAGGCCAACAGGAGUGAUUGAAAUCCCGGCGACACACAGGAAUGAUAACACGAUCAAUGAGGAGUUUGUCAUGACCCCCGUAACGCCGGAAGACACACUCGACAAAGGCGUCCUCGAAGAGCAAAGGCCUGUGAAGGAUAGAUGGCCAUGGAACAAUCGGGCAAGGGAAUCUCCUGAAACGACUAGGAGGGGGCACCACAACAACGACAAUGACGGACCUCCUCCUAGGCUAGAGGCACGGCCAGCUCUCGCAGCAGGGGCUCCUGGAGAGGUGAAUACAGCCACAGAUAGCUCCAACCACGGCGGGAGGAGGAGUCUUAGUGUGGUUGAUUUUCCCGGUGACGACCCCUGCAAUGAUCUUAGCGCUGGAGGUGGACUGCAUUCUUCGGAUGCUGGCGAGACGUGGGGAGCGACCAGCGGAGCUUUGUCACUGCUGGAUGCGGACGAAGAGGAUUUCAUGGAGACUUUGUUGAUGGAAAGUUGAAGGGGGACGAAGGAGGACGUGACGUCAUUAAGUGUUCUGUAAUGUUGCU
Ectocarpus sp. CCAP 1310/34 is the source of this 1693-nucleotide messenger RNA. Lineage: Eukaryota; Phaeophyceae; Ectocarpales; Ectocarpaceae. The record is from the annotation of a GenBank genome assembly.